UCAUCAUGCUGGGUUCCGGGAUUCUGCUUGUGUUUUGUGUCUGCUUCCUCUUUUUCUUGAUAAGGAUUCAGAGGCCUAAAAACUUUCCUCCCGGACCACUACCUAUCCCUGUAUUUGGGAACUUGUUUCAUUUUAAUGUAAAAAAUCCUCUGAAAGACUUUGGGAAGUUGGCUAAGCGGUAUGGCAAAGUUUACAGUCUGUAUAUUGGGACAAAACCAGUUGUUGUUCUUAAUGGUUUAAAAGCCAUAAGAGAGGCUCUCGUGACCAAAUCUGCAGAAUUCUCAGGACGCCCACAGAAUAUGCUUAAGGAUGUGACUGAAGGAAAAGGAUUCAUAAUGGCUGAUUAUGGCCCUGUAUGGAAGGAGCAUCGGCGCUUUGCUCUUAUGACUUUAAGGAACUUUGGCUUGGGAAAAAAGUCUAUGGAGAACAGGAUUCUGGGAGAAAUUGAAUAUCUUGUUGCAAAAUUGGAAAAAUAUGCUGGAAGUUCCUUACAUCCUCAGACAUUGUUCCACGAUGCAGCAUCAAAUAUCAUCUACCUGGUUUUAUUUGGCACUCGCUAUGAGUAUGGUGAUGAAACUCUUAAAGUUUAUGUUCGCUUAUUUGCUGAAAGUACAAAGCUUGCUAAUGGACCUUGGGCAUUGAUCUAUGAUGCACUUCCUGUGGUGAGGACCUGGCCCCUUCCCUUUAAAAAAGCUUUUGACAAUUACCAGAUGCUUAAAAGCUUGACAGCAAACAUGAUCAAAGAGCACAAGACAACAAGAGUGCCCGGAAGACCAAGAGACUUUGUUGACUGCUAUCUGGAUGAGCUUGAUAAGAGAAGCAAUGAAUCCACUUUCAGUGAAGAGCAACUUUCAACGUAUAUUAUGAAUCUGCAUUUAGCUGGAACUGAUACCACAUCCAACACACUCCUUACAGCGAUCCUCUACCUCAUGGCUCAUCCAGACAUCCAAAAGAGAUGCCAGAAGGAGAUUGAUGAAGUUAUGAAGGGAAAAUCUCAGGUAUCUUUUGAAGACAGACAAAAUCUGCCGUACACACAAGCUGUGAUUUAUGAGUGUCAGCGCAUCGCUAGCACCGUCCCUCUGAGUGUGUCCCACUGUACCACAAGAGAUACUGAACUCAUGACCUACACCAUCCCAAAGGGAACUAUGAUCAUCCCCAACCUAUUUUCAGUAUUGCGUGAAGAAGGCCAGUGGAAGUUUCCUCAUGAUUUUAACCCAUUAAACUUUCUUAAUGAUCAGGGACAGUUUGAGAAACCUGAGGCCUUCUUACCCUUUUCUGCUGGCCCUCGUGCGUGUCUUGGAGAAGGUCUGGCUCGCAUGGAGCUUUUCCUCGUCUUAGUUACACUCCUGCACCGCUUUCAGUUUGUUUGGCCUGAAGAUGCAGGAGAACCAGAUUUUACUAUCAUGUUUGGAGUAACAACUAAACCCAAGCCAUACAGGAUGGGACUCAGACUGAGACAGCCAGUUAGUGUGCAGAGCAGCCGUACAGCAGUCAUUAUGUUCGGUUCAUGGAUCCUGAUCGUGUUUUGUGUCUGCCUCCUCUUCCUUUUUAUUAGGAUCCAGAGGCCCAAGAACUUCCCUCCUGGACCAAGACCCAUCCCUAUAUUCGGAAACUUGUUUCAUUUUGACAUAAAAAAUCCUCUGAAAGACUUCGAGAAGUUGGCUAAGCAGUAUGGAAACGUUUACAGUCUGUAUAUUGGGACAAAACCAGCUGUUGUUCUGAAUGGUUUAAAAGCCAUAAAGGAAGCUCUGGUGAACAAAUCCACAGACUUCUCAGGACGCCCGCAGAACAUCAUUAAGGAUAUAAGUGAGGGGAAAGGAGUCAUUAUGGCUGAUUAUGGGCUUCAAUGGAAGGAGCACCGGCGCUUUGCUCUCACGACCUUAAGGAACUUUGGCUUGGGAAAACAGUCUAUGGAGAAAAGGAUUCUGGGAGAACUUGAACACCUUGUUGCAAAAUUGAAUAAAUAUGCAGGAAGUUCCUUGUGUCCUCAGACUUUGUUCCAUGAUGCAGCAUCAAAUAUCAUCUACCUGGUUUUAUUUGGCACUCGCUAUGACUACGGUGAUGAAACCCUUAAAGUGUACGUUCGGCUGUUCACUGAAAAUUUAAAGCUUGGUAAUGGAGCUUGGGCAAUGAUCUAUGAUGCACUUCCUGUGGUAAGGUCCUGGCCCCUUCCCUUUAAAAAAGCCUUUGAUAAUAACAGCAAACUUAAAAAGAUGACAGCAAACAUGAUUAAAGAGCACAAGACAACAAGGAUCCCAGGGAAACCAAGAGACUUUGUUGAUUGCUAUCUGGAUGAGCUUGAUAAGGAAGACAAAGAAUCAACUUUUAGCGAAGAACAACUUGUGGCUUAUAUUUUAAAUCUGCAUGUAGCUGGCACUGACACCACAUCCAACACACUCCUUACAGCGAUGCUUUACCUUAUGACUCAUCCAGACAUCCAGGAGAGAUGCCAGAUGGAAAUUGAUGAGAUUAUGGAGGGAAAAUCACAUCCUUCAUUUGAGGACAGAAACAACAUGCCAUACAUACAGGCUAUGAUACACGAAUGUCAGCGCACUGCCAACACCGUCCCUCUGAGUGUGUCACACUGUACCACUAGAGAUACUGAACUGAUGAACUACACCAUACCAAAGGGAACUAUGAUCAUCCCCAACCUGUCCUCAGUAUUACGUGAGGAGGGCCAGUGGAAGUUUCCUUAUGAAUUUAACCCAUCAAACUUCUUAAAUGAUCAGGGACAGUUUGUGAAACCUGAGGCAUUCUUACCCUUUUCUGCUGGGCCUCGUGUAUGUCUUGGAGAAGGUCUGGCUCGCAUGGAGCUCUUCCUCUUCUUGGUUACUCUUCUACACCGCUUUCAGUUCAUUUGGCCUGAAGAUGCAGGAGAACCAGAUUUUACACCUGUGUUUGGACUAACAAUUACACCAAAACCUUACAGAAUGGGAGUCAGGCUGAGAGAGUCAGCUAAAGAAAUAUAGAAACAGA
Clarias gariepinus (North African catfish) is the source of this 2976-nucleotide messenger RNA. RefSeq lists its product as uncharacterized. Lineage: Eukaryota; Metazoa; Chordata; Actinopteri; Siluriformes; Clariidae. Gene Ontology annotation, molecular function: heme binding; iron ion binding; oxidoreductase activity, acting on paired donors, with incorporation or reduction of molecular oxygen, reduced flavin or flavoprotein as one donor, and incorporation of one atom of oxygen. The record is from RefSeq and is a predicted model, not a curated record. Bases 6 to 2969 code for a protein of 987 amino acids. Gene Ontology annotation, cellular component: intracellular membrane-bounded organelle; cytoplasm. Gene Ontology annotation, biological process: xenobiotic metabolic process. The transcript is spliced from 18 exons.